Bombina bombina (fire-bellied toad) is the source of this 1718-nucleotide messenger RNA. It is a transcript of the gene SPA17, whose product is annotated as sperm autoantigenic protein 17. The record is from RefSeq and is a predicted model, not a curated record. Bases 133 to 1707 code for a protein of 524 amino acids. NCBI's taxonomy places the organism in Eukaryota, Metazoa, Chordata, Amphibia, Anura, Bombinatoridae. Gene Ontology annotation, molecular function: calmodulin binding. The transcript is spliced from 7 exons.
GAUGUGACUUCCGGUUGCCAUGGCAACCGUCGGACCUGCGCAGUGGUGUGAACAGGACACCAUGGGCAUUUCUGGUUGAUCGUAGGUGUUGGUGGAGGGUGAAGGUAAAAAACGGAAGAUUACGACAGAAAAAUGUCCGUUCCUUUUUCAAACACAAACUUUCGCAUCCCAAAAGGAUUUGCAAAUCUUUUAGAAGGGCUAACCAGGGAAAUUUUAAGAGAACAACCAACAGAUAUUCCACUAUUUUCUGCAAAAUAUUUUGCAGCCCUGCUAAAACAAAGACAAGAGUCAAAUUUUGAUCCAGCAGAAUGGGGAGCUGUGAUAGAAGACAGAUUGUCUAACAACAAUGCAUUUAAGCACGCUGAGUUAAACACAAAUGCUUCUGAGUCAGAAGAGAACAAGAAAAUUAGAACGGAGACAAUCUCACACCUAGAGAACUUGGAAGAAAAUAGCCUAUCUGAAAAUACCUUCCAUUCUUCUAGUGCGGAACAAACGGAGAAUAUUACAGAGGAUUUCACAAAAGCACAGGCUGCAACAACAAUCCAAGCUGCUUUUCGUGGUCACGUUGCCAAAAAAGAAGUAAAGAGGAAGAAGAAAGAAAUAGCCACAGAAGAUGAUCCAGAACGUCUUAUUGCUAGCUCAAUGGAUGAACCUUUACAAGAAAAACAGCAAAGUACUGAACAGAAGGAAGAGUUGCAAAAUGAACAGAAUGAAAAUUUUAAAACUGAACAGAAUGAAGAUUUGCGAGAAGAAACCCUUUCUGAUGGACCUGAUACUCCCUUAGAAAGCACAUAUAUGAAUUAUUCCAGCACAAUACAUGAGAACAACACAAGCCAUGAGAUGCCAGCAGAAGAAACUGGUGCAACAACAUCUAAUGAACAUGAAAUAAUAGAUCAGAAGCAGGAUUUGGAUGUAAGUGAUAUUUCAGAUAUAAUAGAAGCAACCAAUUUAGAAAAUGAUGUUAAAGAAGAGCAAAGUAUAGAACAUUCUAAAACAGAAACAGAAUUAUUACAAACUAGUGACACACAUAGUGACGAAGAUGUGAUCAAGAAUAAAAACGAGGUAGAAGAAGAUGUGAUCAAGAAUGAAAACGAGGUAGAAGAAGAUGUGAUCAAGAAUGAAAACGAGGUAGAAGAAGAUGUGAUCAAGAAUGAAAACGAGGUAGAAGAAGAUGUGAUCAAGAAUGAAAACGAGGUAGAAGAAGAUGUGAUCAAGAAUGAAAACGAGGUAGAAGAAGAUGCGAUCAAGAAUGAAAACGAGGUAGAAGAAGAUGUGAUCAAAAAUGAAAACGAGGUAGAAGAAGAUGCGAUCAAGAAUGAAAACGAGGUAGAAGAAGAUGUGAUCAAGAAUGAAAAUGAGGUAGAAGCAGAAACUGUUUCAGAAAAUGGAAUUUUUAGAAACUUGACUGAACAAACUAACAUUGAAAAUAAUGGUUUAGCCAUGGAGGAAAGUCCUAAUAAUGAGUCUGAUUUACUGCAUUCUAAAAGCAGUGAGGUGAAUGAAACUGAAGAAGAGAAUGAAACUUCACGAAAACAGCAAGAUGAUGCUCUUGAUAUAGCUCUUGACGAUCCAGAUGCUAAUGCUGCUGCUGCCAAAAUACAAGCAGGUUUUCGUGGGCAUAUGACAAGAAAGAAGAUGAAAUCGGGGGAAAAAGAACUCAAAAACAAAGACGCUGGCAGGACAAGUGGUGACAAUGAAGGUGACUAAAGAAAAAUAGA